AUGCCUUUCUAUAAUCCAAUAUUUGCAAAUGAAUUCUUUACUCGUUUCAAUUUCAAGCCUAGAAUAACUUUUAAUAACGGCUUUGCUCCCACAAUACACACAAUGUCAACCAAACCGUUAAUUCGCACACAAACAAUACCAUCAUCACGAGAACUUAUGGAUGUUUUAAAGAGCCACAAUGACUCCAACAAAUCAACUGAAAGCUCUAGCCCAAAAAUUUACAACAAUAAACAUCAUUUGCGAGGGAAACCAACUACACUACAUCAUCUACCAGGUCAACGGAACCAAAAGGACGAAGGACAAUCAACACAUUCGACCCAGCGGGAUAAGUUCAAAAAACCCGAACUCACAAAACUAGUACAAUAUAGGGCACUCGAAGAUCAAACAACAUUUAAUGACUCCACGACGAUCCACCCUACUAACAAAAUGAAUCAAAAUGAUCACACGCAACUUAAAUAUAGGUUCACCAGAAAUAAUCAUAACGACCUCCUGAAGUCAAGCGCCAUCCAAACUGAUAAAUACCUUACAGGUACAAGUACGAAAAGAUAUUUCACGACCAGACCAAUUAAAAAACUAAAGGACACUAUACAGGCUCCAGCUUCAUCCCAUAUUAGAGAUAAACAGACGAAAUCCUUACUUCUCACGCAAAACAGCGCUGAAAUUAAUCUCAGGAAAGCUUACGACAAGAUCAAAUUUUCGUGUGACACAAACAACCCCGGUUCGGCCCUUAUAGCAUGGCUCGAAAUUAAAGACUUACCUACUCGAAAGUUCAAGCACGACCCACUGAUAAUAUACAAAUUGAUUCGCCUUUUUACAAACAACAAAGCCUACAGGAAACAUUGUUCAAAUUUACUUGAGAAUAUUGAUCCAAAAUUGUACACAAACCACGCGAAGCUACUACCUGCCAUGAUACUUUUCUCAGUUCAAACAAAAGACGUGUCACUAGCCAAAAAGCUUUUAGGAGAAUUCAACGAAAUAUCAGACUCUACAAACAACAAGCUUUUCACUUCAAGGUUCUUUCUAUCCACUAUUCUCAAGAUGCAUUUAACUUUCAAUGAUACCGAAGGGGUAAAUGACGACUUAAAGAAAAUAGUUGAUAUCCACGGCUCCUUGUCUUCUUCCGACUACCAAGCAAUAAUAAGACAUCUUCUUUCGACUGGGAAAACACAAGACUUCAAUGAUGCUCUAAAACUAUUAAACACUAUCCCACAGCAAAAGAAGUUACUUGCGAUAACCUCUCUCAUAAUCGCAGUGACAAAGAAAUUGCAACAAAACAGCUCUCCUUAUGGAAAUUUAGCAAAAACGCUCGACCAUAUUUUAAGAGAGGCGCAUUCGCUCGACUCCCUCCAUAGACACUCUUUAUGGGACGUUCUCGCAGCCCAAUACCUCAAGUACGUUCUAACAAACAAAUUUAAGUUAGAAAAUACAACUAAGGUUUCAAACAAUGCCCUACAAGACAGUAUUCUGGAUUAUGCAAAAUAUCUGUAUGUCAACUCUCUUCAAACGCAAACGCAAAAUUCAACGGUAAAUCCUUUCAAUUCUUCAGCGCCCCAAAAUAUAAGGCUCAAGUUGACAAAAAAAAACAGUUUAACAAUUCUCAGAAUCAUCGCCUUGGAAUCACUCAAGCAGAAGAGAAGCGACAUAUUUUCGUGGUGUACUCAGCAAAUGAAACGCCACGGCACCAACCAAAGAGAACUCAAAUUCCAGUUUAAUAUGAUUUACAAACAUCAGUUUCGUUUCAACAAAUAUGACACCAUGGAAGAGCUCGACAAACAACUGAGAUUUCAUUCAAAUAAAGAUAUUGGCAAGUUUAUAAAUAAACCCAAACCAAAUAUAUAG
Molecule: messenger RNA, 1839 nt
Organism: Lachancea mirantina
Lineage: Eukaryota; Fungi; Ascomycota; Saccharomycetes; Saccharomycetales; Saccharomycetaceae
Source: the annotation of a GenBank genome assembly